Temnothorax curvispinosus is the source of this 3819-nucleotide messenger RNA. Its product is annotated as Down syndrome cell adhesion molecule-like protein Dscam2. The annotation marks the transcript as partial. The transcript is spliced from 16 exons. Gene Ontology annotation, molecular function: protein binding. Gene Ontology annotation, cellular component: plasma membrane; axon. Gene Ontology annotation, biological process: axon guidance; cell-cell adhesion. NCBI's taxonomy places the organism in Eukaryota, Metazoa, Arthropoda, Insecta, Hymenoptera, Formicidae. The record is from RefSeq and is a predicted model, not a curated record.
AUGUAUCCCUGCGCAUUUAGGUGAAACUCCGGGUGACUACAGAGAGCUGGGAUACGGCACGGAGGGCGCCGGGGUGGCCAGAAACGGAUCCUUGGUGAUCCCGCGGGUAUCGCGGGAUCACGCCGGAUUCUACCUAUGCCAGGCGAGCAACGGCAUCGGGCCCGGCCUCAGCAAGCUCAUUCGGCUAACGGUUCAUGCGGGCCCCCAGGUGACAGUAAGGACGCGGCAGGAAUCAGUGCGACGAGGGGAAAGCGUAAUAUUGCGCUGCGAAGCCGAGGGAGACGCGCCUCUUGAUCUUAGCUGGCGUGUUCGUGACAGCAAGAUCGAUCCUAAUUACGACGUUAGGUACGCGGUAGACAAUACGGCGGACGCGUCGGGACGCGUCACCACCGAGCUGCGGAUCGUCCAGGCGAGCCACAUGGACCGCGGCGACUACGUCUGCGUCGCCGCGAAUGCGUACGGUCGUGACAAGGCGACGAUCCACCUGCUUGUGCAGGAGCCGCCCGACUUCCCACGCAAUCUCCACGUGGCCGAGCAGGGCAGCCGGUCGAUCCUGCUGGCCUGGUCCUCGCCGGCGACCGAUCGGGACGCGAGCCACGUCAGCUCGCCCAUCACCAACUACAUCGUGCAGUACAAGGAGGCGCAAGACGUGUGGCAUGAGCACAACACGCAGAAGCUGGUAGCCGGAGACAACACGGUCGCUCGGGUAUCGCCCCUAAAACCCGCGACUACCUACCACUUUCGGGUGCUUGCGGAAAAUCAUCUUGGAACAUCAGCGCCAAGCGACAUCCUUCAUGUGCAAACGGACGGCGAAGUGCCCGGUGGACCGCCCAGGCACGUCUCCGUGGAGCCCCUGGGCCCGCAGCAGCUCAAGAUCACGUGGCAACCGCCGGAUCGAUCCCUGUGGAACGGCGAACUACUCGGAUACACCAUCGGCUACACCAAUCUCGGAGGAGAUGAUCAAUUGAUGAACACGACGCGAGUAGGAAUCACAGGAAAUGGGGACGGCUCGCACGAUUAUAGACUAACCGGUCUACGAAAAUAUACCCAAUAUAGCGUAGUAGUCAAGGCGUUCAAUAGCAAAGGAGACGGCCCGGGAUCCGAUCCCGUGACGGCGCACACGUUCGAGGACGUUCCAAGUGCGCCACCGCAGAAUGUAGCUUGCGCCGCACUGAAUGGUCAGAACAUCCAGGUGACCUGGAAACCGCCGCCUUCCGACAAAGUUCACGGGGUCGUGCUGGGGUACAAGCUGCUGUACGAGGCCGCGUCGGACUCGCAGACCAGCAGGGAGACGAAAGUCAGUCAUGCCCUCAGCACGGUCCUGCAUACCCUCAGCCCGUACACCAACUACACGGUACAGGUGCUCGCAUACACCAGACCCGGGGACGGCGUCGCGAGCAGUCCCGUGUCUUGCACCACCGGCGAAACUGUUCCCGACGCCCCGGAACGCGUGAAGGCGGUGAUCAGCGGCGAGAACGCCGUCGUGAUAUCCUGGCUGCCGCCGCGACGGCCGAACGGCCAGCUCAUCCAGUACACCGUCUACAUCCGCGUGUUAGAAAAGGGCCAGGAAGUGAAGAUCACCAAGAGUACCCUGCCCGCGCAGAAUCUACAUCACGAGGUGACCGGCCUGAAGCCGCACGAGACCUACGAGGCGUGGGUCACGGCCUCGACUAAGGUCGGCCAGGGCUCCAGCACGCCGGUCAUCAAACUUCAGCCCAGCAGCACCGUUCCAGCUGCAAUAAUAUCGUACGGUGUGCCGAUCGUGGUGCCGUGGCGAGUGGACGUUAAUAUGGCUUGCCUCGUUGUCGGCGAUCCCCGGCCGACCGUCGAGUGGCGACGUGCCGACAUGAAGCUGCACCAAAAAUCCGACGUGGGCCCGGACAACACCUUAACUCUGAGAAACGUGCAGAGAAGUCACGAGGACAAUUAUUCGUGUCACGCGAAGAAUUCGCUCGGCACGGAUGAAAUUACGUACACGCUGCAUAUCCAGGUGCCGCCGACGUCGCCGACUCUGCUGGCGACCGGCACGACGACCGACGCGAUCCAGCUACAAUGGAAGCAGGGCGACAACGGUGGCGCGCCUAUUAAGGGAUUUCUCCUGGCUUAUCGUCGGGAAUUCGCCGAAUGGGAGGAGGUGAUGCUGGACCGGCGCGAGAGCACGCAUCUCCUCGAGGGCUUGCAAUGCGGCACGCGGUACCAGUUCACCCUGGCGGCUUUCAACCGGAUCGGCAGCGGCAGCGCGAGCGAGAUACAGCUGGCGAAGACCAACGGCUCGAAGCCGGUCCCGCCGCCCAAGCAUCACUUCGUCAAGCCGAAUCAGACGUUCGUUAUUCUGGAAUUGGCGGCCUGGCAGGACGGCGGCUGCCCGUUGACCUACUUCGUCGUGGAAUAUAGGAGGCUGCCCGGGGAUUGGCUGCUCGUGUCCAAUAACGUGCCGCCGCAGUCGAAAUUCCCAAUCGUCGAUCUGGAGAGCGGCACCAGCUACGAGCUCCGCGUGACGGCUUACAACAACGCCGGUUCCACCCAGGCUGAGUACCUGUUCAGCACGCUGUCACCGAACGGAAACAACCGUUUGCACGAGGAUCAUCCGCAGGAGAGCGAGACCACUCCGCUCUACCUCGACGCCCACGUUUUGGCGCCCAGCGUCAUCUCCGUUCUCGCUGUCAUGCUCGCGAUCGCCGGAGUCUGCUUUUGCCUCAAGACACAUCCGGACGGAUCCGGCGGGGCGAACGAUCCGAACUCGCAAACGCAGGCGGCCCUGGACAACAAGCACAACAUGGAACAGAGGGAACAAUACUACGCCACCGUGAGGAAACCGGGACAGCAAUCGCCCUGCCGCGAGGUGAGCGCCCUGGAACGAAUACCCGAGUAUUCGGAAGACAUUUAUCCGUAUGCCACCUUCAAUCUGCCCGAGCAGGAAAAUCUGUCGGCGAACCCUAUGAGACAGGCGUUCUUCUACGAACGCAGCGAGACGAUGCUGCAGGGCGCUCAAUGCGAUGUGGACCAGUACACGAAAGUACGUGGUCGGGCGCGGCGCAAAUCAAAAUCGUUCAAAUCCGAGUCGGAGGAGUACGACACGCUCGGCUCGGACAGCGACACGGAGGUCGGCACCAGCAGUCGCACCGAGUCGUCGAAUCAUCUGGACGAUUCCGGGCCGACGUCGAUAAUGGCCCGCUCGCCUGGGCCGAACUCCGCGAAUCAGCGGGAGCAGCGGCUCGCCCUGGUGCAGCGACCGGUUCAUCAUAAUGUGCUGUACCACACGCACGAAUCAAGUACAUCAACCGAGCCGUCACCAAUUUCUGAGAGAAAGACUUUCCCGAGGCUCGAAAAGCAACGGAGCCGCGGCGCGAUCGACGUCGCGAUCGACGGUCGCAUCCCCGGUAUACUGCGACCGGUGCUGAAGCUAUCGGAGUCCGGAGUGCAUUCGUGCUCGCGAGGAGCGUCGCCGAGUCGUCCGGUGCGUCCUGGUUCCUACGACAGACUGGAGAAGGAGCCGCCGAGCAUCAGGAAGUCCGUCGAGUCGCUCUGCCUCCUGGAGGAGCCGGCGGGCACGUUCAGAAUGAUGCGGAGGGACGACGAUUGGGGCAGCGAGCUGUCUACGUUGGAAUUGAAGCCACCGAGCGGCUUCACCGACGUUCACGAGACCAGUGAGGCCGAGUGCGACAUCGACAUGAAGCUCAAGUUGCACAGGAAACGACCGAGCGGCCUCCACUCGAACAGCUCGCUCUCCAAAUCGCCCAAGGAUUUCACUAUCACCGUUUAAGUGUUUUAAUCAAAUAUCGAAACCAAAAUGGAAUUUAAAAGAAGCCAAAAAAAAAA